This is a messenger RNA of Prunus armeniaca (apricot), 174 nucleotides long. The record is from the annotation of a GenBank genome assembly. NCBI's taxonomy places the organism in Eukaryota, Viridiplantae, Streptophyta, Magnoliopsida, Rosales, Rosaceae.
GAACCACAACCAAACCCACAAGGAACCACAAUCUCUCAAGCCAAAGCAACCCUUGAGAGAGGCGAUGAGAAUCUAACUAAAGUUUCCUUCUGCACUCAACAAGAAGGCCUCAGCUUUUCUUCUUCUGCUGCUGCAAGAUCUGCAUAUUUCCAGUCUUUUGGGCUACCACAGUAA